Messenger RNA from Paecilomyces variotii, 1341 nucleotides. Its product is annotated as protein bcp1. Lineage: Eukaryota; Fungi; Ascomycota; Eurotiomycetes; Eurotiales; Thermoascaceae. The transcript has 3 exons. The coding region runs from base 347 to 1222 and encodes 291 amino acids. The record is from RefSeq and is a predicted model, not a curated record. Gene Ontology annotation, cellular component: nucleus.
AUUUUGGUUAACAGCCUUGGCUGGAUGUGGGAUCUUGCGAGAAGAAUGUAAGUAACAAGAUGGUAUGAAUCGUGUAAAUCGAAGUAUGUACAGAAAGACGUAAUUUCAGACAACCAACAACCAUAUUGCGAACACUUGCAGACACGCAUGGGAUAUCCUCAUCAUCUAUGGCAGAUAUAAAAGUUUGGUCCGGCGAUAAAGAAAAGUUCCAAUCGGAGUUUAGCGAGGGGCCGCGCCCGAUCGAAUCGCGCGCCGCAACUUUUCUACCCCGGCUUUUCUUUUCGGAAGAUCUCGAUCGUUGAGAAACUUUCCCAGCCAAUUUACAGUCCUAAGUACAAUCAACAAAAUGGGGAAGCGCAAGGAACUAAAAGAUGGCGAUGUCGAGAUGGGCGGCACAAACCGGCCUCACGACGAUGACAGUGGAAGCGAAGAUGACGUUGACAUGGUCAAUGUCGACUUCGAAUGGUUCGACCCGUCUGAGAUAGAUUUCCACGGUCUCAAAGUCCUUCUGCGACAGUUGUUCGACACCGACGCCCAGAUAUUCGACCUGUCCGCUCUAGCAGACCUGAUCCUAUCGCAACCGCUCCUAGGUUCGACAGUCAAGGUCGACGGCAAGGACUCGGAUCCAUAUGCCUUCUUGUCCGUACUGAAUCUGCAAGAACAUAAGGACAAACCCGUCAUCAAAGAUCUCAUUACCUAUCUGCAGCGCAAAGCCUCUUCGAAACCCGCCUUCUCCGCUCUCUCCUCUCUCCUCUCACAAGAUCCCAUCGCGCCGAUUGGUCUUAUAGUCACGGAGCGCCUCAUCAAUAUUCCUUCAGAGAUUGUCCCUCCGAUGUACACUAUGCUCCUGGAAGAGAUCGCCUGGGCGAUUGAAGACAAGGAACCAUACAACUUCUCGCACUACCUUAUCAUCUCCAAGACAUACCAAGAAGUGGCCUCGAAACUGGACAUGGAAGACUCGCGACCAAAGAAAAAGAAGAGAGCUGGGGAUCAAGAACCUGAAGUCUUCCUCUUCCACCCUGAGGACGAGGUUUUCCAGCGACACGCGCUAUGCCAUGGCGGGUUUGAAUAUACGCAUCCGCCGGAUGAAGGUGCCUCCGAUUCGAAGAGAGCUUUCCAAGAGCUGGGAAUCAAACCGGCCGGAAGUCUGAUUCUCAUCGAAGCUUCCAAGUUCGAAGCUGCGGUCAAGGAUGUGUCCAAUUAUCUGAAGCCUCCAGAAUAAAUUGAUUAUGAUGGGGAAAAAGUCUUUUGUUUUGGUUAAUCUGGUUCAUUGAACGAGUUAUAUAAAGCGCGCGAUCAUCGAUUCUUUUCCUUCCAAACGGUUGCAGGAUAUCUGAAGAA